UGCUCAAAAAAAAAAAAAGGUUUCUGUUUACAUCAAGAAAAGGAGCAUACUUCAUUUUUCUCUCACAACGCACAUAUUCACGUAAACGCAGCGACUUUGAUCUGAAAUCCGAUCAUCAUAAUCAUGCCGAAGGAACAAGCAAACUGGUCUCCCUACGACAACAAUGGAGGAACUUGUGUCGCGAUUGCCGGUGCGGAUUACUGUGUGAUUGCAGCCGAUACUCGAAUGUCCACUGGCUACAGUAUUCUCACCCGAGAGUACUCCAAAAUCUGUAAAUUAGCGGACAAAAGCUUCAUGGCUUCUUCAGGAUUUCAAGCUGAUGUGAAAGCAUUGCAGAAGGUCCUGGCCUCUAGACACUCUAUCUAUCAGCAUCAGCACAACAAGCAGAUGAGUUGCCCUGCAAUGGCGCAGCUUUUAUCAAACACCCUUUACUACAAACGAUUCUUUCCAUACUACGCAUUCAAUGUUUUAGGUGGACUUGAUAGUGAAGGAAAAGGUUGUGUGUUCACAUAUGAUGCUGUUGGAUCAUAUGAAAGAGUUGGAUACAGUGCUCAAGGCUCUGGUGCUACACUUAUUACUCCCUUUUUGGAUAACCAACUUAAAUCCCCUAGCCCUCUUCUGUUGCCAGCAAAGGAUGCUGUUACACCACUUUCUGAAGCUGAAGCUAUUGAUUUGGUGAAGACUUGUUUUGCAUCUGCAACAGAAAGAGAUAUAUACACUGGAGACAAGGUCGAAAUCGUAAUUUUGAAUGCUGAUGGUAUUCGGCGUGAAUACGAGGAACUUCGCAGAGAUUAGUCCUUCCAUGAAAUUUGACUCUUGUGAUCAAUCAUGUUUUGAUGGUGUUUCAUAUCUGAGUUCUUGUAAUUUACUCUUGAUGUUGAAUCACUUAAUUUUGCAAUCACAUAAAACUUGUGUUUUCGCCUUCU
Messenger RNA from Lactuca sativa (garden lettuce), 926 nucleotides. RefSeq names its product proteasome subunit beta type-1. Lineage: Eukaryota; Viridiplantae; Streptophyta; Magnoliopsida; Asterales; Asteraceae. The record is from RefSeq and is a predicted model, not a curated record. Gene Ontology annotation, cellular component: proteasome core complex; nucleus; cytoplasm.